This is a messenger RNA of Mercurialis annua (annual mercury), 1374 nucleotides long. Its product is annotated as mitogen-activated protein kinase kinase kinase 20-like. Gene Ontology annotation, molecular function: ATP binding; protein kinase activity. Gene Ontology annotation, biological process: protein phosphorylation. NCBI's taxonomy places the organism in Eukaryota, Viridiplantae, Streptophyta, Magnoliopsida, Malpighiales, Euphorbiaceae. The record is from RefSeq and is a predicted model, not a curated record. The coding region runs from base 283 to 1308 and encodes 341 amino acids. The transcript has a single exon.
ACCAGUAGUUCAAAAUGGCAUGGCAAACCCUAAAUUUGUUGCUUGAUGUGAAAGUCAAGUGUUCGAGUUAUGCUUAAAUUGACGAGUAUUUGAUUUUUAAGCACUUCGCAAGACUACUUCCUAUAUUGGGGAUUCAGAGUCCUACACCAACUAGUAUUCCUAGUUAAACCCUAUAUCUAUCUUCUAAUUUUGAGUUUGACUGCAUUCUUUCUAUUAUAAAUAUAUACCACCCCGGCCACUCUCUUCACUCUUAACUACACCUUCUUACCCUAAAUUCCAAAUAUGAAGAUCAUCUUGAAGAGAAAGAGAAUCUUGGCGACUGAACCUGGAGAACAUCAACAAAAUAACAAGGCUUAUGACAACAGCGGAGCAACAUGGUGGAGACGAGAAUUACUGGGAGAAGGAGGCUAUGGCUCCGUUUACUUGGCCAUAUCCAAGAAACCCAAAUCAAGAAAUCAAAUGCGUCCUGUAACUAUGGCCGUCAAAUCUGCCGUGAUGUCCAAGUCAAGUUCACUGCUCAAAGAAAAGCAGAUUUUCGACCAUCUUGACGGCUCGUCUCCUUAUGUCCUUCAAUGCUACGGUGAAGAAACUACUUCCAACAGCAAAGGUGAAACUUUUCACAAUCUUUUAUUAGAGUACGCCUCUGGUGGAACACUCUCUAGUCAUAUAGAGCGAUCGUAUUCGUAUGGCGGUGGAUUGCCUGAAUCGGAUGUUAAAAGAUUUACAAAGUGCAUUCUUGAAGGUAUUUAUGACAUUCACAGGCAUGGUUAUGUGCAUUGCGAUUUAAAACCUGAGAAUGUGCUUCUUGUCUCUACUGAUGAGAGUGGUGUGUUUGUGCCCAAGAUUGCAGAUUUCGGGUUGGCCAAGAAAGUGGGGGAUCCUGAUUUCAUGGGCGGGACUUUAAUGUAUAUGGCUCCUGAGACGGCCACUGAUGAUAUUCAAGACUGUGGGUGUGAUAUUUGGGCUCUGGGAUGCAUUGUUUAUGAGAUGCUGACAGGGUCUCCUCUUUGGUACGGUUAUGAUUCGACGACUAAUGAACUCAUGACAUCGAUUGCGGAUAAUUACGAACUUCCUGAAAUGCCGUGUGACAUAUCGAGAGACGCGAGAGCCUUCUUGGGAAGAUGUUUGGCGAAGAAUAAAAGGUUUAGGUGGAGUGCUGAGAUGCUACUGAAUCAUUCUUUCAUGACAGGAUUCAGUGAGAUACAAGGCAGUGAAAAUUUGGACUAUGGUUUCUCUUCCAUACGGCAAUGUGUUGUUGGUACUACAGCAACUUACGUUCAGCAAGGGCCUGCAGCUCAUAUCUGUUAGACAAAGAACAGAUUAUUUAGUUUUGAGAAAGUUGAUGUAAAUUCAAAUUAGUUAUCUUGUAAUUUG